CACUAUGUUCAGAAAGAUCCACUCCAUCUUUAACUCCAGCCCGCAGAGGAAGGCGGAGGUGGCGGAGAGUUCCUGCUACGACGGAGCCAGCCCCUCGGUGAGGCUGAUCCGCAGCAGCUCCAUGUAUGUGGUCGGCGACCACGGGGAGAAAUUCAGCGAGUCCUUAAAGAAAUACAAAAGCGCCAGCAGCAUGGACACCAGCCUGUACUACCUGCAGCGGGAGGGGGACCGGGCCUGGAUGUAUUCGCGCACCCAGGACUGCCUGCAGUACUUACAGGAGCUGCUCGCCUUGCGCAAGAAGUAUCUGAGCAGCCUCAACGACCUGAAGCCCAGCCGCGCCCGGGGCGCCUCCUCGACGUCCUCCAAAUCCUCCAAGGGAGGAAAAAAGGCCCUUGGCCAGUCCACCUCCAAAGAGAUGAAGAAAACAGCCACAAAGAAGUACUCGCAGUUCAGCGCAGAUGUGGCCGAGGCCAUUGCCUUCUUUGACUCCAUCAUUGCAGAGCUGGACACAGAGAAACGGCCGCAGGCUGCUGAGGCAGACCAGCCCAAUGAAGAUGUGGACUUUGAUGUGGCCACCAGCUCCCGGGAGCAUAGCUUGCACUCCAACUGGAUCCUGCGGGUGCCACGCCGGCACUCGGAGGACAUCGCUGCGCCCACCGUGCACAUGACAGACGGCCAGUUUCGAAGGAGCACAGAGCGCAGGACCAUCAGCACUCAGAGGAGACUCGAGAGGCACCCCAUUUAUUUGCCCAAGGCUGUGGAAGGAGCAUUCAACACCUUGAAAUUUAAGCCCAAAGCCUGCAAAAAAGACCUGGGGAGCUCCAGACAGAUCCUCUUCAACUUCUCGGGAGAAGACAUGGAAUGGGACGUGGAGCUCUUUGCGCUGGAGCCCCUGGCAUCUCUGGGGGAGAACUACUGUGAGACAGAGAACCCCAAAGGUCAGUGGCUGCUUCGAGAGCGACUCUGGGAGCGAACGGUGCCCUGAUGCCCUCAGUCCUUCUGCCUGGCCAAGGCAGGGGCCCUCACAAGGUGUCUGCUUUCAGCCCAGCAUGAGGUGUUUGGCAGAGUUAAAAACGGAAAUCGUAACAAAGUCAAGCCUGUGAGCACACUGCCUGCUGGUGCCCAGUUAGUGCCAAACACACCUGCGGCCUCCCAGAGGACCUGCCUUAGGAGACUUCUGGGGCCUGGCUCUCCCUGCAAGGGCAGGCUAGCAGGUAGUUACAGCCUACCUGGUCUUCAACAGCAGAAUGUAACGGCAGGCCUUGAGGGGAGUGUCCAGGCUCCCUCCCUCGCCUCCCCUGGCCUGUUCCUAGCUCUUCGUGCAUCUGUCCAAGUGGCUGCUAGUAUCGUGCUUGGUACAGGAAAUGAACCCACUCAUGAAUUUCUGGGCCAAAGUUUUUACAGAGGCAGCUCCUCUCUCUUCAGGCCUCAGAAACUCUCUUAUAUACUGAGGUUGCCUUCUUUUUGUGCAGAACUCAGUUCAGGAAGCAGCCCCUUUUGCCCUAACCUUUUUCACAAUGUUCUGGAAACUUUCACUGGAUUAGGCUGAAGAAGAAACCAGUGCCUUGGCAAUGGGAUGGUAGAAGGAGGGUGUGGAGACCCUGCCUCAGGACCACGCUAUCUCCCCCAGACCCAAAGCUCAGCUCCACUCCGCACAGGCAGUUGGCUGGGGAAGGAGGGAGAUGCAGUGGUGCUUGUACUCAGGGUCUCACCCAGAAGAUCCUGAUGGACCCCAUGCAACUGGUUUAUGACAGGCUAUGCCUCACCUUUGCCCCAGUGAAGAGGGCAAUCAGAAUCAUUAAGUUCCUUUGAACUAGAAAGGAUUUCGGUAUUUCAGUAGCUAUCUGAACCAGAAUUACAUUUUUAAGGGAUUCUUUGCAUCUUCAUGUGCUUUUUGCAUUUUUGCUUAUAGUCGUGCAGGCUCAAGUUUGAGAACCACUGGUUUGGAGAAUACACUGCAUUUUGUCCAUCCUCACGUAUUUAUUCUGGCGUUUGCUUGUAAAAAAGAUGUCACCUGAGGGGUGCAUGCCCAUGAAUGCAAGAGUGCUAGGGAACAUCAUGAAGGGAGACAUACUAGGAAAACCCAACAGUCCAAGGGCCAGCCUGGCGCCAUAGUGGUUGAGUUCAUGCACUCUGCUUUGGCGGCCCAGGGUUUGCAGGUUCAGAUCCUGGGUGUGGACCUACACACUGCACAUCAAGCCAUGCUGUGGCAGUAUCCCACAUACAAAACAGAGGAAGGUGGGGACAGAUGUUAGGUCAGUAACAAGCAAAGCUUUCCUUAAGCAAAAGGAGGAAGAUUGGCAACAGAUGUUAGCUCAGGGCCAAUCUUCCUCACACAAAAGCAGAAAACAAACCAGUAGUCCAAAUUAAGCCAAGGAUGCUCUAGGCUAAAGUCACUCUGAGAGCUGAAUAAAGCUGCCUUUCUGUCAGGCCCAUGGAUACAUGAUAUUCUUAUUGUUCAGUUUUUUAGAAAGAACCUUUUAUUUACAUGAACCCAACUGUUUGCCUCUAAGUAUUGUCUUGUGAGAAAAAAUAAACCCUAAUAAUUAUGUGGCAUUCUUAGGAAUUUUAGAUCAACACAUUUUCAGAAUGAACAUAUGCUGGAAAUGUUUUAAUACUUGCCCUUCUUAUUUUUUGAGUGCCAAUGUCAAUGUUUGGGAGAUUUCUUUCAUUUUGUUUCUUAUACUAAGCCCACUACAGCCAGAAGCUUGACUGAAAAAUAAAUGUUUGGGAGGUUUGUUUUAUAAACUUCACUAAAGCACACCAAGUUGACAUCACCACAUAUCUUUCUUUUCCCAAAAUGUGGCCUUGAUUUGAAGCCCCACAAAUGAAAGUCCACUGCUGAGGAUAAACUCAGAACGAAGGUCUCUUUUCUCUGCCUCUUAUCAAACUACAGUUUAUCGUAGAGCGACCCUGACAUUAUGUGGUGAAGACGCUGUGUACAUUUUGCUUUUACAGAUAAGAAAAAGAUAAACAUGCCAGAGAGGAUGUUUGGAGUCUGGAUUUCUUUUUAGCCUUUAUUGCACAUGGGGCAUGAAGCUGUGCUUUUCUCUUUUGCUGCAUGUUUUGUAUAUUUUUGUCUUUAAUGAGACUAUGCACAGACUGUUUGAAAAAUUCUGUGAUUCAGAAACAUAAGGCUGGCUCGUCUUUGGAUGAUUUUAGGUCUUUGAAAUUGGUGAUAAACCCCAGGAUCUGGGCUCUACCUGGGGAAUCCUGAGGUGGUAUCUGCUGGGGUCUUGAAAUAAAUAAAAUGAGACAAUA
Molecule: messenger RNA, 3261 nt
Organism: Equus caballus (horse)
Lineage: Eukaryota; Metazoa; Chordata; Mammalia; Perissodactyla; Equidae
Gene: C17H13orf42
Product: chromosome 17 C13orf42 homolog
Source: RefSeq, a predicted model, not a curated record